UUCUUCUAUAGUCUUCUCUUGCUAUCCACUCAGAGAGGCUGCAUUACAGAGAAAGCAAAAAUGGCUGGUUCUGCUGUCUUGCCUGACCAAUGUUGCCAUCUUCGAUCCAUCAGCAUGCCAUCCAGAUCCCAUCCCCUUGCCCUUCAAGUUGAAGAAGAGCUGCACAAGCUAAGGACUUUUGUGGCUUCGUCCUCUUUAACAGGGCAGAUGAUUUGCAAUGGAUUAAGAGGGCUUGGAAAUUUGUACAACUGCAUCAAAGAGCUGCUUCAUCUACCACACAACCAGCAAGUCCUCUCUCAGUUCCCACACAAAAAAUGGGUAGAAGAGCAGCUGGAUGGGUCUCUCAAAUUGUUGGAUUUGUGUGACACUUUGAGGGAUAAGCUGGUUACCAUGAAAGAACAUAUUCAAGACCUUCAGUUGGCUCUCCGAAGAAGAGGUGAUGCUGCUAUUCAAAGCAAGGUGCAUGCUUACAUUCGUGCUGUGAAGAAGGCACAGAAGGACAUGAACAAUUGCUUGAAAUCAUUGAAGCAAACGGAUAACAGAUAUGUGUCUUCUUCAGCCAUCAGCAAGGAUUCUGAUCUGUCAAUGAUGGUUCAGGUAUUGACAGAAGCAAAGCAGAUUACCAUGUCUCUCCUACAAACAGUCCUAUCUAAUUUGUUCAUGGCAAGGUUGAAACCAAAGUCUAAGAGAUGGUCUCUUGUUUCAAAAGCUUUGCAUAAGAAGAAAGUGGCUUGUGAGGAGCAUGAGGAUGCAAAUGAAGCAGAAAGUACAGAUUUCUCAUUCUCUACUUCCUAUGAGUGCAUUACCUGCAAAGAUGGUAUGAAGGUACAAAAGGCACAAGAGCAGUUGGAGGGUUUGGAGUUCACCAUUGAAGAUUUUGAGACUGCAUUGGAAUGCCUAUUCAGGCAACUAGUCCAAAAUAGAGUCCCUCUUCUUAACAUCCUCAGCCUGAGAGGCUUCACUACAGAGGAAGCGAAAAUGGCUGGUUCUGCUGUCUUGCCUGACCAAUGUUGCCAUCUUCGAUCCAUCAGCAUGCCAUCCAGAUCCCAUCCCCUUGCCCUUCAAGUUGAAGAAGAGCUGCACAAGCUAAGGACUUUUGUGGCUUCAUCCUCUUUAACAGGGCAGAUGAUUUGCAAUGGAUUAAGAGGGCUUGGAAAUUUGUACAACUGCAUCAAAGAGCUGCUUUAUUUGCCACACAACCAGCAAGUCCUCACUCAGUUGCCACACAAAAAAUGGGUAGAAGAGCUGCUGGAUGGAUCUCUCAAAUUGUUGGAUUUGUGUGACACUUUGAGGGAUAAGCUGGUUACCAUGAAAGAACAUAUUCAAGACCUUCAGUUGGCUCUCCGAAGAAGAGGUGAUGCUGCUAUUCAAAGCAAGGUGCAUGCUUACAUCCGCGCAGUGAAGAAGGCACAGAAGGAUAUGAACAAUUGCUUGAAAUCAUUGAAGCAAAUGGAUAACAGAUGUGUGUCUUCUUCAGUCCUCAACAAGGAUUCUGAUCUGUCAAUAAUGGUUCAGGUAUUGACAGAAGCAAAGCAGAUUACCAUGUCUCUCCUACAAACAGUCCUAUCUAAUUUGUUCAUGGCAAGGUCGAAACCAAAGUCUAGCAGAUGGUCUUCUGUUUCUAAGGCUUUGCACAAGAAGAAAGUGGCUUGUGAGGAGCAUGAGGAUAUAAAUGAAGCAGAAAGUUCAGAUUUCUCAUUCUCUACUUCCUAUGAGUGCAUUACCUGCAAAGAUGGUGUGAAGGUACAAAACGCACAAGAGCAGUUGGAGGGUUUGGAGUUCAACAUUGAAGAGGCAUUGGUUUAUAAGCAAGAGGACUCCAAGGACCAAAGCCAAAGCGUCAUCCUUCUCUCUCUAGUUUCCUCUUCUGAUACAACAGUGAAGCCACAGCCAAAAAAAGCAAUAAUGGCUGCUGUGGUGCCAGAACAAUGCUUCCAUCUUCGAUCGAUCAGCAUGCCAUCCAGAUCCCACCCCCUAGCCCUCCAAGUUGAAGAAGAGCUGCACAAGCUAAAGACUUGUGUAGCUUCAUCCUCUUCAACAAGCCAGAUGAUUGGAAAUGCAUUGAGAGGGCUUGGAGAUUUAUACAACAGCAUUGAGGAGCUUCUUCACCUGCCACACAACCAGCAAGCCCUCUCCCAUCUCCCACAGAAGAGAUGGCUGGAAGAGGAACUGGAUGGGUCUGUGAGGUUGUUGGACUUGUGUGGUGCCACAAGGGACAGCCUGGUUACAAUGAAAGGACACAUCCAAGACCUUCACUUGGCUCUUCGAAGGGGAGGAGACGCAGCUAUCCAAAGCAAGAUGCAUGCUUACAUCCUCUUUGGUAAGAAGGCACAGAAGGAUCUUAAGAAUUGCCUGAGAUCAUUGAAGCAAACUGAUAACAGAUCUGUGUCUCCUUCGGCAGUCAACAUAGAUUCUGAGCUACUGAUGGUGGUUCGGGUAUUGACAGAAGCAAAGGAGAUCAACAUUUUUCUACUGAAAUCGAUCUUAUCUAAUUUGUUCAUGGCAAGGUCGAGACCAAAGGCUAGUAGGAGGUCUUUUAUUUCAAAGGCUUUGCAGAAGAAGAAAGUUGAUUACGAGGAACAUGAAACUACAAGUCACUUGGAGGCAUUGGAAGUCACCAUUGGAGAUCUGGAGACUGGAUUAGAGUGCCUGUUCAGGCGACUAGUCCAAAAUAGAGUCUCCCUUCUCAACAUCCUCAGCCUAUAAAAAUCAUAUUAAACUUUGUUACUGUACAGACACUGUUAUUUUAUCAGAUUUUGAAGGAUUUGCUAGUGACUUGUAAUUGAUCCAGUUUUGUAGAUGAGUU
Molecule: messenger RNA, 2806 nt
Organism: Elaeis guineensis (African oil palm)
Lineage: Eukaryota; Viridiplantae; Streptophyta; Magnoliopsida; Arecales; Arecaceae
Biological process (GO): shoot system development; root development
Source: RefSeq, a predicted model, not a curated record